CAAUGGUCAAUUCAUGUAUUACCCGCGCUCUUUGUUUUAACGGUAUAAUGCGAUAACUAAUAUCCUCGCUCAUGAGAUUGAGGUCAUCUACCUGCAGUAGGAGUCAGGUAUGUUAAUCGUUAAUGCAUUUGAAUUGCUUAGAUUGUUGGGCAAGGGGGGAGUACAAUGUAGUAUGGCUUAAUUUUGAAUGAGGCAAUUGUCGGGGAUUGUACGAUCCUCAUACACAAUUUUGGGUGAAUUUAUUAACAUUUGGUGUUUCCGGGGAUCUUGCUAGUAAUGUGAUGCGCUGCCCAUAAAAUUUUUCAGGAGUUUUCAUAUUUAGGUGCCCCUGAAAUUAUACCCAAAUGUUUCCACUUUAUAUCCCACUGAAUGCACGAAAGAUGGAUAUGUUAAGUCAAAACCUCGUGUCAAAAGCGAUAUUUGUAAGGAGAAAACGGGUGGAAUCUUGAAAACUAAUACAUCAAAUUCCAAAGACUCUAUUCCACCAAAUUAUAAUAAUGAGGUGAAAGCAAAAUGUCAUACUAAGGAGAAACUGGGUAGUAAACUUUUCCCAUCUCAGGACCCGUAUCUUUUCAUUGAUGAUGAUGAUAAAGAGAAUAUCGAUCCGAAUAGUCGUAAACAGACAACUAAAAAGCGUGUUGCAAGAGCAAAAGUAGCUCAUUCAGUCAAACCUAGAUCAAGGAAGCUUUUAUCACCAACACGACCAACAGGACCUGUGAAUCAGAUCAUGUGUCAAGAAGUGAAGCAGUUGUAUCUCCUGAGCCAAAGAAAUCUUCAUGCGUAAUGAAUCCUCAGGUUGCACUAACUCGCACAGAGUUAAAUCAACGGAAUAAUCUUGAAAGCUCUGCGAGCUCAACUCCUAAUGUUGAAAGUAAAAGUCUUCCAUCAAAUAUUACUGACAAACUUGUUGUCGUUGGCGGUGGUGUCUGCUCUUUGCCUGUUAUCAGUGGCGUUCCUGAUACUCCUGAACAUCAGAAUAAUGUUUCUGUACAUACUCCGAAUGAAUCUAUUCCAGUUAUCCUAAAACAAGCAUUUGUUAAUUUAAAGCCACAUAUUUCUUCAACACCAGCAGCUUCUAAUGGAACUGUCAUAUCACAUCCUGAGUUUGCUGCUACUCCAAUUAACUGUCCUGUGAAUAACAAAAAUAUUGCUACAACUGAUAAUAAUAACUCUAAUCAAAUGACUGAUAAUCAGUCACAAAGCAAGCCGAUAUCCACUUCAGAUGCCUACACUAAUACGAGUGAAGAUAACUCUUCUUCUAAGGAUCGUAGCAAAGAAUCAACUUCAAGUAGUGGUCAACGACGUAAAAGAGAAUCAAAGAGUGAUAGGGAGAAAGCAUACAACUCAUGGUUAGAUGAAUUCAACGCAGAACUUCAAAAGUAUGAAUCAUUUGAAUUAAGUAUAGAAAAGGAUACUACGACUUCGACAAAAACUUCGACUAAUCAUUAAUUAGUAUUGUUAUUUUUAUAUUAUUUUAUAUGAUUCCUCAUUCAUUUGGAUAUAUAUAUUCAUUACUACUUUUACCUCUAUACACGUACUGCUUUUUAAAACCCCCCCCACUGACUAUCCGAUUAAUAUAUACAUGCAAUAAUACAUACAUACAUACAUACAUAUACAAUCUGUAAUGAUUUUGUGUGCAUUUAUUUUCAUAAUAUGUAUAUCUUUGAUUAUAUCUAUAAUUUUAUAUACAUAA
Molecule: messenger RNA, 1693 nt
Organism: Trichobilharzia regenti
Lineage: Eukaryota; Metazoa; Platyhelminthes; Trematoda; Strigeidida; Schistosomatidae
Source: the annotation of a GenBank genome assembly